AAGUUUGAAGACAAAGAAUCGUGUCUUAAGGAUACCUCAUUUGGAGCACUCGUGGAUGGAUUGGUUCAGUAUUUGAGUUCUGUUGCGAUUAAAAGACAGAUAAACACUGAUAUCAUUGCCUUCAACAUUGAAAAUAAAUCUCAUGUAUUCACUGAUGAGACAAAUGUUAGGAUCAGUUUAAAACACAAGAACCAACUGGUGUUAGGCGAUAGCGUUGAGUGCGUUUUCUGGGAUUUUACACAAAACAAAUGGUCUUCAGAGGGCUGUCGUCUCAUUGAAAGCGAGUCUAACCGCGAGACAACUGUCUGUGAAUGCAAUCAUUUGACAAACUUUGCGGCACUUAUGGACACGAGUGGCAGAGAGACCGACGACGAGACCAAAAAUAUAUUAACACUAAUAUGUUGUUCCGUUUCCAGCACAUUGUGC
Messenger RNA from Medioppia subpectinata, 426 nucleotides. The record is from the annotation of a GenBank genome assembly. Lineage: Eukaryota; Metazoa; Arthropoda; Arachnida; Sarcoptiformes; Oppiidae.